Pelobates fuscus (common spadefoot toad) is the source of this 1871-nucleotide messenger RNA. RefSeq names its product major facilitator superfamily domain-containing protein 1-like. The record is from RefSeq and is a predicted model, not a curated record. Gene Ontology annotation, biological process: transmembrane transport. The coding region runs from base 50 to 1459 and encodes 469 amino acids. Lineage: Eukaryota; Metazoa; Chordata; Amphibia; Anura; Pelobatidae. The transcript is spliced from 14 exons. Gene Ontology annotation, molecular function: transmembrane transporter activity.
CUGGUAAGAAGACACAUGCAGUGAUACACACAUACACAAAGAAGGAAUAAUGGCAGUCGCAGCUGAAAGGGCAUAUUAUCGUUUUCUGGUUCUUUUCUUCAACUGCCUGCUCAUGUUUGGCUCUUAUUUCUGUUUUGAUCUCCCGAGUGUACUUCAGGAUCAGUUUCAGGGGAACAUAACCUGUCAAAAUGGGACAUCCACUAACCACAGUGGGGGCUGCGUGGAGGGUCUGGGGAUGAGCCCUGAAGAGUAUAAUUUACUCUUUGCCAUCUACGCGUGGACUGAUGCCCUUCUGGGGAUAGCGGCCGGCUUCCUCAUCGAUAAACUCGGAAAUCUAUUUGGAUUGUUCCUUUUUUCACUUUUGACUGUUCUGGGCUCGGCGUUAUUUGCACUUGGUUCCCAUUUUAAAGGAACGCCAUACCUGCUACCUCUAAUGCUAACCGGGCGGCUGUUGUUGGGUUCUGGAAAUGGUUCACUGUUCACUGUUCAGAACAGAGUUACAGCAUUUUGGUUCAAAGGGAAAGAACUGGCUUUGGCGUUUGGUCUGACCAUCUCAUUAUCGCGACUUGGCAGUGUAUUCAAUUUCUUCUUCACUCAACAGUUUGAGAGUCACUAUGGCAUCCUGUGGACUCUCUGGGGAGGAACCAUCCUUUGUGUAUUGAGCUUUCUGGCAGCAAUCACAGUUAGUAUACUGGAUAAAGUCGGCAUGAAGCAAUUGGGAUUGGAUGGAGCCAUGCAGGAAGAAUCCAAGAAAGUGCAAAUGCAGGAUGUGCGACACUUACCAUUACGCUAUUGGCUGCUGGUCUUUACUAUCACGUUCUUCUACAAUAGCGUAUUCCCAUUUGUGGCAGAUGCCAGUAAGUUCAUCCAGGAUAAAUACGAAGGCUAUGACCAGAAGACAGCAGCCUAUAUCGCUGGGGCAGUUUAUGACAGCGCUUUGGUUCUUUUAGUGGCCAGUGGAAUGUUAAUUGACUUUGUAGGAAUGAGAGGGGUGACAGCUUUCCUUUGUGCUGUUCUGACACUUCCAGUCUUUGCUCUUUUGGGUUUUACAUUUGUUCCACCACUGGUAUCCACUUUGUGGCUUGGAGUUACAUAUUCCUUUUUUGCGGCAAGUGUGUGGUCGGCAAUACCCCUUGUGGUCCCACAAGCUAUCCUGGGAACGGCCAUGGGGUUUACCAACUUCGUGCAUAUGCUUGGAAUUGGUCUGUGUAACCUGGGUGUAGGCAAAAUCCUUGGUACUAAAUUCAGUGAAGCGAAGAUCCCACUGUGGCGUUGGCAGAAGGUGAUGAUAUUAAUGCUGGCAAAUACCAUAGCGUGUAUAGCAACCACUGUCAUCCUGAAUAUAGUAGACAAGAAACAGGGUGGAACACUAAACAAGUUGACAAAACGGGCAGAUUCCAAGGAUGAAUCAGAUUGCAUCCCAAUCCUAAACAUGAAGAAUGGCAAAUAUCAGGGCUAGCGGCUACGAUCCUUUGACAGACUGGGUAACUGCACAGCAAGUUUGUUUCAGGUGCUGGAGUCAAACUCUCUACCAGUUGGUCAUGCGUUGCAGCCGGGAAAUGCACCCUUCUGAGACAGAUUGACACUAAUCAUGAUGGGAUGCAAAUUGUGUUACCAACACACCUCGCAAUAUUCACUCUGAAUUGAUUACUUUGGUUUUACAUGUUACAGUAUUUAUCGUUUUCUUUUUUUAACGUCACUUACGUAACAGCUGCUCAAACAGUGUGUUAGACUGGAAAUCACAACAGGGUCUGGAAACGCUGCCAUGGACUUAUGCACUAACAUGUUUGUGUUUUUCUUUGUCUCUGUAAUGAGCUGCUGGGAAUACUCAAAGAAGUCACCAUUCAGAUGAAUUAUCAAUAAGCAUUCAA